GUACUUCGAGCAGCACCAAAGUGAACGGGCCAACAGCAUCUCAACAGCCCAGCACCAGCAAUAACAACGACCAAGUACCAAAUUGGUAUCAAUACCAAUAGCAACGAGCAACGAGCAACUAUGGAACCACUACUAGGAAUGGAAGCAGUAGCCCCUGAUGCUGCAGAUGCAGUGGACCCCCAACUGAUGCCAGCACCUCUGGCGGCACUGUUGCAGCGACAUGGCAACCACGACAUUCAGGCUGGAAUGAUGGCGGCUCUUCGAGACGGUGCAGGUGUCAAUAUGUGGAACCAAGAGGAUGCGGACGACCAAGGGAGUGAUGAUGAUGACGACGACAUUGGCGACAUUGACAUCAGAAUGCACCUGAUGGAUCCCUAUCACAGCUGUAGGAUGAUUAUCACAGAAGAGGAGCGCAAUUGGGCUCUGGCCAUUAAGGAAGCCGUUGAGGGCGAUCCCGAUUUGAGCAAUAUCUCCGACUUUCUCUGUGCCCAACUUGCCAUUGUGGAACCAAACAACAUGGAGGCAGCCCUCAAUCGUAUCCGACAAAUGCAAUGGUUCAAAGAAGAAUAUGAUAUCCGCGAUUCUCUCGAAGAUGCUCGAAAACUUGUGCAAGAAUAUCUCUGUCUCUUUGAGAAUCACAUCUUGUCCUUCUCCUAUAGCUAUGAGCAUGGAUCCUACAUUUGCUGCAUAGAUUGCGCAGCCUGUGAUAAGGACGCACUUCAAACGGAAAAACAGUGGCAAACCAAUCUUGGAGGGUUCUUCUAUAUGCACAAUGCCAUGAACCCAGAUCUGAUGAGUAUGCGGAAUGGGGUUAUCAUGGUGUACGAAUGUGAAGGAUUCACAUUUAGCAAAAUGGGAGGGAUCAAGACUGCCAAUAGAAUUACCAAGGAUUUUGUUGCAUUUUAUCCUACCAAACAUCAGAGCCUCAAAUUCUAUCAUACUGGCAUGUUUAUGAAUCUGCUCUUGGCCGUUUCAAAACCACUCUUGCCUCAAGGUGUCACUGCCAGGAAUGAAGUGGGUUGCAUUUUCCAAGGUCGGCUAGACACCUUUUAUUUGGUCCCAAGUGCGGCUGAUGCACAACAACGGAACUACAUUCGAGUCAUGGACGCUCUCAGUAGACGGUAUGCCAACGAAGCCAGCUUUCGGUUAUAGUAAGUAAUGAUGUAACCAUGGGCAGACUGAGCGAAAACACCCAACUAGCUAGCUCGAAUAAAAAGUUCGUACAGUGCCGUAGUACUCGAACCUUACGUAUACUCUGAGUACAGUACCUCAGCAGGGAAUGAUUGCUUCGUCAGAUGAAAUUGUUG
Seminavis robusta is the source of this 1307-nucleotide messenger RNA. Lineage: Eukaryota; Bacillariophyta; Bacillariophyceae; Naviculales; Naviculaceae. The record is from the annotation of a GenBank genome assembly.